Messenger RNA from Pelobates fuscus (common spadefoot toad), 1554 nucleotides. RefSeq names its product C-C motif chemokine receptor 9 (gene CCR9). The record is from RefSeq and is a predicted model, not a curated record. Gene Ontology annotation, molecular function: C-C chemokine receptor activity; C-C chemokine binding. NCBI's taxonomy places the organism in Eukaryota, Metazoa, Chordata, Amphibia, Anura, Pelobatidae. Gene Ontology annotation, biological process: G protein-coupled receptor signaling pathway; inflammatory response; cell chemotaxis. Gene Ontology annotation, cellular component: membrane; external side of plasma membrane. Bases 164 to 1240 code for a protein of 358 amino acids. The transcript has 3 exons.
AACUGAGUUUAAGUUUUCAGAGCUGACGUAAAAAUACUGAAUCAGAUACCACAGCAUGAAUCAAUGUGAAAGUCAAGAAUAAAAGCUAUAUAGCGUGGAUUCUACAGUGAAAAACAUUGUAAGCAUUUUAAAAACAAUAUCAUCUUGUGGUGCUAAAAACAUCAUGGCAACACAGUUCCUAACAGAAGACCUCUAUUCUGCUAGUACACCUGACUACUCAUUUGAUGACACAGAUUCAUACUGUGAAAAAAGUAGUGUACGAGAAUUUGCAGCAUAUGUCCUUCCCCCAAUUUAUUGGUGUGUGUUUGUUCUUGGGCUACUUGGAAAUGUUUUGAUUAUAAUUAUUUACAUAAAUUACAGAAGAUUAAAGACAAUGACAGACACCUACCUCAUCAAUCUAGCUAUUGCUGACCUACUUUUUCUCAUGACCCUUCCCUUUUGGGCAAUUGCUUCAUCUCAUAAUUGGAUUUUUGGACCCGUUCAUUGUAAAAUUGUUAAUAGCAUUUAUACAAUUAACGUGUACAGUGGAAUGCUAUUACUUGCUUGCAUUAGUGUUGACAGAUACAUAGCCAUUGUCCAAGCUGCUAAAGCACAAAAGUAUCGGAACAGGAGAAUCAUUUUCAGCAAAUUUGUCUGUUUGUCUGUUUGGAUCCUUGCAACAGUAUUAAGUCUUCCAGAGAUAUUGUUUAGCAACAUAAAGGAAGGAUCUUUUCAUAAAUUCUGUACAAUAUCUUAUCCUAUAAAAUUAGGCAAGGCUUUGAAGGUAAUGGUGAUCACUUUAAAGGUUACGAUGGCAUUCUGUAUCCCUUUUCUGAUUAUGAUAUUCUGUUAUGCCAUGAUAAUCCCAACACUUGCACAAGCAAGAAAUUAUCAAAAGCACAAAGCCUUAAAAGUAAUUUUUGCUGUCUUAGCAGUAUUUGUUUUGUCACAAGUUCCAUACAACAGUGUACUUAUAGUUAGAGUAUCAGAUGCUGCAAAUGCUCUUAUUUCAACAUGCACAACCUCUCGAAACAUAGACAUUGCCUAUAAAGUAACACAGAGCAUUGCUUUUCUUCACUGUUGUUUAAAUCCUUUCAUAUAUGUUUUUGUUGGGGUGAAAUUUAGGGAAGACCUUUUUAAAAUGUUAAAUAAAUAUAGUUGUUUUAGUGAAAAUAAAUGGUUUAACAGACUGAGGUUUGAAAAUAAAACAAAUAUACCAUCAGAAAUACAGGACACAAAAAUGGGUACUCUCUCACUCUGAAAGGAAUACUAGUAAAGCCAACUGUCUAAAUUCAAUAUGCCUUUCAGCAUUCCCAUUGGAGCUCUUGAUACUUCCCCUUAUCUGCAAGCUCCUAUCCCAUGUGUCUCAACCUUGCUGUAGUCCAUCCACUAAGUUGUGCAUUAAGAUAUUGUUUUCUGAAUGAUAACAUUUUGGUAUUUCAGUUACUGUCUCUUUUCUGGCAGCUUGAACCAGUCACUCCAUUAUCCUCUGAUCUCUCGCAUUAAUUGAUAUACAUGCUCUGUUUUUAAAUGUGUGUAUUAUUUUAUUAUACAACUGUGUAGUUUUGCUAAUAU